AUGUCCUCCUCCGAAUCGAAACCCGCAGAUCUCGAGGCCACCGCCGAGGCCGCCAAAGAAGCCGUCGAGGAGACCUCGAAGCCCGAAGCUGCCGAUCAGCAAGACGAAUCCUCCGGUGACGAGGAAGCGCCCGCUGCCAGCGAAGGCGCCGGUCCCGCCGCAGCCAAGAAAAAGAAGAAGAAGAGCAAGAAGAAGAAGCUCAAGGAGGCCCUGAUCGGCACGAGCAAUGCUGAGGCCGGCUCCAGCUCUGGGGCCUCGGCACCGCCGAAGCAGCAGUUGAACAAGGAACAGCUCGAGGCGCUGCUGGCCGCGAACCCUGCCCUCAAGUCCGAGUUCGACAAAAUGGACGAGCAGCAGGUGCAGGAACUGCUCAAGAACCUGAGCAUCUCGGAUCUCUUGACUGGUGUCACCUUCGGCAGCAAGAAUGCGAAGGACAUGGCCAGCUACAAGUUUUGGCAGACGCAACCCGUUCCUUCCUUCGACGACCCCAAACUCAAGGUCGAAGAUGGGCCGAUCAAGGUCAUUGACAAGGAGAGGGUCUCCAAGGAUCCGGCGCCGCUGGUUGAGGGGUUUGAGUGGGUUACAAUGAACUUGGAGGACGAGAAGGAAUUGGCCGAGGUCUACGACCUGCUUACCCACCACUACGUCGAGGAUGAUGAAGCCAUGUUCCGCUUCAACUACUCGGCCUCUUUCCUGAACUGGGCGCUGAAGGCACCCGGAUGGCGUGACGUCUGGCACGUUGGUGUCCGCGCGACGCAGUCCCGCAAGCUCGUUGCCUUUAUUUCCGGCAUCCCGGUCAAACUCCGCGUGCGUAAGAACCUGAUCAACUCGGUGGAGAUCAACUUCCUCUGCGUCCACAAGAAGCUUCGUUCCAAGCGUCUUGCUCCGACGCUCAUCAAGGAGAUUACCCGCCGCUGCUACCUGAACGAUAUCUUCCAGGCAAUUUACACGGCCGGUGUUAUCCUUCCGACUCCUGUUGCUUCCUGCCGCUACUAUCAUCGCAGCAUUGACUGGGAAAAGCUGUACGAUGUCGGGUUCUCGCCGCUGCCGCAUGGCUCAACCAGGCAGAGGCAAGUAUUGAAGUACAAGCUUCCAGACAAGACAUCAACCAAUGGCCUCAGACCCAUGGAGGAGAAGGACUGCGAUCAGGUCAAGGAUCUCUUGACGAAGUAUCUCGCGCGCACGCACCUGGCUCAAGAGUUCUCCAAGGAAGAAGUAGAGCACUGGUUUAUCAACAGGGAGAAGGACGCGGAUAAGCAGGUCGUGUGGGCUUACGUGGUCGAAGACCCUUCGAGCGGCAAGAUUACCGAUUUCGUCUCAUUCUACUGCCUUGAAUCUACGGUCAUCAAGGACCAGGGCAGGGGCAACCGUGUCGUCAGAGCUGCGUACCUGUACUACUAUGCCACCGAGGUGGCGUUCACGGGAGACCAGAAGGAGCUGAAGGCCAGGCUGAACGCAUUGAUCAAGGAUGCCUUGACCCUUGCAAAGAAGGCCAAGUUUGAUGUUCUGAAUGCUCUCACGCUUCUCGACAACCCUCUCUUCCUGGAGGAGCAGAAGUUCGGUGCAGGAGACGGGCAGCUGCACUACUACCUUUACAACUACCGCACGGCGCUCAUUCCUGGUGGCGUCAACGACAAGAACCUGCCUUCUGAAAAGCACAUGGGUGGAGUCGGUGUUGUCAUGCUCUGA
Molecule: messenger RNA, 1689 nt
Organism: Diplodia corticola
Lineage: Eukaryota; Fungi; Ascomycota; Dothideomycetes; Botryosphaeriales; Botryosphaeriaceae
Product: glycylpeptide n-tetradecanoyltransferase
Exons: 2
Coding region: 1-1689 (562 amino acids)
Biological process (GO): N-terminal peptidyl-glycine N-myristoylation
Cellular component (GO): cytoplasm
Molecular function (GO): glycylpeptide N-tetradecanoyltransferase activity
Source: RefSeq, a predicted model, not a curated record